GCCCUGAAUACAGACCGGGCUACCCCUACGGUAAACAGCCAUUUGAACCUUCGCCAUUUUUUACGGAAAUUGGGCCCGUUCGGACAAUACAGGGCGCACACGUAGUUACUUAGCAAUCCUUCGGGGGCUUAGUGCGUCUGUGAUGUAAUUGAGGUGAAGUGGAAGUAUUUUUUUCAUGUGGAAAUCGUGUAACUUUGAGAUAUUUUUUAACUGGAAAGUGCCCAAGCUAAGGAGAUUUGUACGUCGGCGGCGUGCAGGCGUGUGCGCACGGGCUACUCGCCAUUGGCCGGAGCAUUUUGAAUAGGCUGCUUCACACGGCUUUCAUCAGCUGCGCGAGAGGUCACUGUAAUCCGUUUACUGAAAUUGUCGUAAGGCGGUGUGACAAGUAAAAUGUCUGCCAUGGACGACACACGGCCACCGGACCAUGCCGAUGCCGAUGGAGAGAGAUCAGCACCAGUCACGUCAUCAACAACGACACCAUCACCAACCUCACCCAUCGCCAACGACAAGGGUGCAAGCAUGCUUGAGGAGAGGACCGUUCAUCCUGUCAAGCGUAUGUGGAAUACUGACGCAGACGAGGCCAUAGAAACAACCAAAAGAGCAAGAAUUACAGAAUCCUUGGACAACACACUUCACGACAAUGUGUCCAAUGAGAAGCUCUCCCACACCAAUGCUGUUCCAUCCGUGCUAAAUCAAGACAAAGACACAAACGGUGAUGGAACAAGUGACCAUUUACCACAGGACACCAGCAACGGUGCGCUGGAGAAUAACUCCCCGCUGGUGAACAAUACAAAGGAUUCAAGUCUACAGAAAUCUGUGGAUGACAAGCCAGGCACACCUGAGAGGGAGACUAGUGGACCCCCCAGGGACCCUUGCAAAGCACCAAUGGAAACCAGUGCAAAUCCGAUGGAUACCGGUGAAUCUCGGACGGCGGAGACUUGUGCAUUAAACAACAGCAAUGACGAGGAAUCGAUGGAUGUGGAUUCCGACUCGCCAGCAAACAGUGCGCCGGUAACACCCAAACCCUCAGGACUAGAACCAGAAAGAACAAAAACAACUGAUAAUGACAGCAAAGACAGUCUGGAAGACUCAGAGAUGAGAUCUCCGAGCCAAACAGAAUUGAUAGGUCAAUCCAGAGGCGGCGUUGAGACUGAAACAAAAGUUUCAACGGCCGACCCAAGUCACCCCAUGGAACCGCUGGACCGACAAUCGGCAAUUGUGACAAAACAAACAGGUUCGUCGGGUGAACAAAAUGUGGACACAAAACCGUCAGAUGAUUCGCCUCCAAGAACUGACGAAACAAGCGGCACACAGGAAUCAAUGCCACUGAAUUUAAAGAAUGGGGAGGGCAAACCCACAACCACUCCAACGGGAAAUGUAGCAGACCUGAAAGACAUGAUCAAAGAGCGAUUUAAGGAUAAGAUUGAGAACAGCGUGGAUUUCAAGCAGACAAAUGGCAAGAUGACCGAGGGAAAUGGUACAAACGAAGUCCCCACAAGCACAGCAAACAAUGAGCCCUCCAGAUCCUCCUCACCUCAGGAUGAUGUCAUUGUCCUCUCAGACGAUGAUGUGGAUGGUACCCCAGACGAUGAUGAUGCCAGCUCCAUCGACACCGGACCCUUCUCUCCCCUUCCUGACGAUGACCCCCUGAGCAAACUCACAGACGACGAGCUGAGCCAGCGAGACAAAGCCAUCCGGGACCUCCAAGAGGAGUUGCGCACCGAGGAGGGCAAGCUACUGCUGCUCAAGAAACUCCGGCAGAGUCAGUUGCAACCUGUCCAGGUCGCACCCAAGGAAGGGGCCACCGCUGCCACCGAUACGUCCAGUGGCAGUGUCGUCCAACCACCCCAGAAGGCCAAUCCCACCCCGAACGUCAACACGUCGCUGCCACAGCUGCUACGGACUGCCCAAGGCACCAAGAUUCACCUGACAGCCCAGCAGCAGCAGCAGCACCUGCAUCAGCUCAAGCAGCUCCAACAACUCCAGCAACAGCAGCAGAAAGCCGGUGGCGGCAGCAGGAUCAUACAGAUGCCCCAGCUGGUGCGGGGCUCUCAGAUCCAGACUAUUGGCCGCAGCGUGCUGACCUCUCAGAGUGGCCCUCCCCCAUUAGUCAUGGUGUCCAGGGGAGGCACACAGGGUCAACCAAUACAGGGCACCCGGCACAUUAUACGGGUCAGCGGCACAGGAACUGUCAGCACAACCACCAUACAGUCGGCCGGUGGUCAGAUUGUUAACCAACAAUCUCGUACCAGCACAACCAUGGCCAAUGAUACCCAGUCAGCAGCCAGCCGCCAAGCAGCUGCCAAGUUGGCUCUCCGUAAGCAGCUUGAGAAGACCCUGCUGCAGAUCCCUCCUCCCAAACCGCCCCCACCGGAGCUUCACUUCCUGCCAAGUGCUGCCAACAAUGAGUUCAUCAUCCUGGUGGGCUUAGAGGAAGUAGUCAACACUAUCCUGGAAGUAGAGAAGGACUCUAAACGCAAGACGCCACAGCGCUUCACGGACCCCUUCCGCUGCGCCCAGUGCAAGACGGACUUCACCACCAUCUGGAAGCAGGAUGCCAAGCAGGGCAUCAUGUGUGAGACCUGUAUCGUCUCCAAUCAGAAGAAGUCCCUAAAGGCGGAACACACUAACCGAUUGAAGACGGCGUUUGUCAAGGCGCUACAGCAGGAGCAAGAGAUUGAGCAGCGGAUGCAACAGGGCCAGAAUCCAGUCAUUCAUAGCAGCCAGCAGACAUCCAGACAGCAUCACCAGGGCUCCCAUAUCCAGUCCUCCCAACAGAACCGGCACCGGGUCAUGAACCCAGUGCCCCACCAGCAGCAGCGCACAGUGCUCAACCCAGCACCUAACACCCAGCGGGUCAUGCAGCCGGUCACCUACACCUAUAUACCACACGUUAGUGGGGUCAAGAACUCCGGCCAAUCCUUCACCUACAGAGUCCCCACCUCCCAGAUUCAGAUGGUGAGCAAGAACCAGAUAGUCACUAGUCACCACUCUGCUAACGCCGCCAGGCAGCGAGAAUACCUCCUAGACAUGAUCCCAUCCAAGGUGCUCAAUCAAAAUGCCACAGUCCCUUGGAAGAGAUAAAUCCUCUUCCUCUCCCUCUCAAGCCUGUCUUAGGGAUUUAUGAAAUCUUGGCGUUGUCUUUAGCUUUGCCGCUGUCUGUAGCUUCAGGCUCCAGUUUCAUGAUUUUUAGUCCCCUGGCUGGACAAAUGUCAGUACACAAGCGGUCCAGUUGCUGUGCUCAAGACACUGUGUACUGUUAAAGGCCAGCGGUGGGUGUUUGUUUGAAAGAGUGUGAAUUUGGCAGGAAACGUUUGAAUCUUGGAUUAGCUAAGAAGCCUGGGUUUGAAAAACCUUCUGGUCGUUCCUAACCAUCCUUGUGAGAGGCCACUAUUAUUUUCAUGGUUCUGUUUUUGGUUUUUGUUUUUGAAACCCGCCAUCAAAGUAUUUAGUGAGAUCCCUGACAAUCAGUUCUGCUUUAUAUAUACAGCAACCAAUCGAGUAAUUUGCAUUGAUAGUUUGGCCCAUUGCGAGUGGCUGUGAUCUUUACUGGUGCAUGACCCAUUUGUCAUGCCAGUGCCCCUGAUUUUAACCAUUUUCCCAGUUGUGGAAUUACUCCACACCCUGGCUUGUUAAAACCUUUCCAUCUGCAAACAACAGUGGGCGCCAUACUGACAUAAUGUAGCAGUCACUUGUUCCUAAAUGAGAAGGCAACAAGGUACGGAUCCUGUCGUUGCAGUAGCUUUAAAUAGGUGAAUUCAUCACCCAAACCACAAACUUGAAACAAUCUGCAUAAAAUGUUGUUGAGAGUAUGACUUGGUGGUGCCGAUGAAAUUCUUUUUUGUUGCACACGGCAGACAACCUCUGUGAGUCGGACGCUAAUCUAGUUGUGAAAACCCAAGUGUGAUUAACUUCGGUUGAAAUAAGCCAGGUUAACUAUAACCGUGGUUAACUAUAACCGUGGUUGAAAGUAUUAACUAACGUGUACAGCUCUAAGAGCCAUAUGUGGCAGGGAGGGGAGUAAAGCCCUCGGAAAUAAAGAUGGCUUUCUUAGCUCAUAGGCUUUAUUUAUUACAAAUGGGAUAUGAUGUCGGUUCUAAUUUACUGUAAAUUUAUUCAGACAGAAUUUUUUUGCAAAGUUUGCAUUAAUUGAUUUUUAAGGAAAAAAAUUACCAAGAAGAGAAGAAAAACGACAACGGAAAAUAAAGUGUUCCUCUUCUUGACCAAAGCCUUACAAUUGCUACGUUUGCUCGGAGUAUUAUUAGAGAAUUCCGACGUUAUUUAAAGGUCGGAGACAAACAAGCGGUCAACAUUCAUGUUUGUAUGUACGAGGAUCUAAAUGAUUGUAAAUACUUGUAGUUUAUAAACCACAGUUGUUAUUGAUAUAAAAAAAACAAAAAACAAAACGAAAGACAAAUGUUGUAAAUUAUUUAAUGGUGUUACGUGAUAUCUUCCAUGGUUUAAACCUUCAACCAAAGGUGUUGGCAGCGAGCGGGACGAGUGUUUAAAAGUUCCCUUGAAUAAUUUGGGUAUCUGUAGAUCUUUUUUUGUAUGGAGUGUGGUCAUGGUUAUGAAAGCGGUAAUAUUCCACUGAUUUUGCUCCAAUUUUUUUUUUGGUUGAAAAAAUUCCCAGAUUUUGAGCAUUGAUGCCAAAGACCUUCAUAUAGGAAAAUACAUAAUAGAUUUGCACUCAAAGCCUCGUUGGUAACAAUUUAAAGGGGAAUUUGGUAAUGCUUUAAAGGGGAAUAUCUUAAUUGUGUACCAUGUAUGCGUAUGAAGCAGGAUUUUAACCCCCUGAAAAUGUCGAGAUAAAAGUUAAUCCGCAAAAUUUUCUUGAAAAUGUAAAUCCUCUAAAUUAGGUAUUUAUAUGUUACAAAUUGGAUAUUUAACAGUUUCUGAAUAAAACAACACAUGUAUAAAGAUAGUUAUUUAUUCAAAGGACCAGCGUACUCAAUUCUAAGGUAAUAACUUUUUUUGCGUACAGCUCGAAAGGGCGCCCCCUAGGGACAAUGAGUCCUUGUGUCGGUUUGAACGUCACAGUGUAUUGUUUCAAUACCGUCUAAUGAAGGCCAUUAAUUCUGUGCUUGAUCAAAAAAUCCCUGUAGAUUUCUUCAUGUUUAUUCACGAUAAUGGUGAAUACUGUAGAUUUGCAAUUGUUAUUGUUUAAUUCCACUACUAAUCUAACCACACAACUGCAAUAUUUAAUCCUGUGUUUUCAAGGAAACAUUAUGAUAUCUCCACUAGAUAAUGUGGAUUCUGCUAAUAAAAAAUAAGAAAAGACUUCAUCUAUAAUUACAUGGAUGGGCCAUAAUUUGGUUAAUGGUUGACAUUACAGUAACUUGAUACAGUGGUUAGCAACUCACAAAAACAAAAGAUGAACAGGGGAGUGGUCUUUAAAGGCCUGGCUAAAUUUGUUAUGACAACCAUAUUGUAUUGUUUACUUGAAUGAACAGAUUGACUGCAUUGAGCAGCCAUGUUUAAGGUGCAUGUCGUUAUGGUAAUUAACAAUUCAUCCCUCUUGAACAAAGGAAGAGGCUGUAAGCCAUGCACUUCGUGUAUGAUGUCACGGCGCCGGUGAGCUAACAUCCAAAACCCAACUGCCAAAGUCCGGGUCUAACUCGGAGCGAUUAUAAUAAAGCAUUUUUAAAGAACAGCUGUCGUUGAGCUGCCACAGUACCCUAGUGGGUAGUGAGAUGACCUAUGGAUCGAAAGGUCCUUGGUUCGCAUCCACUAAAGCCCAUUUUGCAUAGACUGUUUUUCUUCUCCAAAUUUAUCCUUGGGAUAAUUUUAAAUGUAAGGGAAAACAAGAGGCCGAGCCACUAAGUGUAUUGAUCUAUAUCUGCAGUUGGGCACAUCGGUAUCCACAAAUGGGCGCUGGACUAUAGCGCGCAGAGGGGACCACGUUAUGCAUGGGGUGGCUGGCUCAUAGCUCUCUCCUCUUGAGCAACAGCACACACCUCAUAUGACUGCAGUGCAAACCAUCUAUUUGCCCCGGCCCACAAUGAAAUUCUGUUGCCAAAGACACCAAUUUUCAAAACUCAACUCAAAAAGAUAAAAUUGUAUUCCAUUUUUCUUGAGGUUGAAAAUUGAUUCUCUCCCCAACAAAAAGGCAUGUUCAAAGAAAAAUUGUUAGUUGUGUAAUAAAACAAAGUACGUUGCUGCACAAAUUCCCUUGAUGUUCAAGUUCAACUGGCACUCACUUGUAUUUGUCGGUUUCACGGUGAGAAAAUGUCACUGCGGAGGAUGACGGAAGCUAACUAUUCUAAGGUUUAAGGUUAAUGUUCGUUUUGUCAUAUUGUUAAUUUCUUUUGUUUUGAUAUGGGAUAUGUAAUGGUAUAAAAUACAUCAUUUUGCGAUGUUGCUUAUAUAAGUAAGUUAUUGGGGGAAGUCCUGUACAAAAUAAACUUCGGGGGUGUUUACGAGAAUGUGUAGAACAUUAAAAGAUAUUGGUAUUGUUAAUAAAAAGCAUUGAUGAUCCGUA
Molecule: messenger RNA, 6481 nt
Organism: Patiria miniata (bat star)
Lineage: Eukaryota; Metazoa; Echinodermata; Asteroidea; Valvatida; Asterinidae
Product: transcriptional repressor p66-alpha-like
Exons: 7
Coding region: 391-3084 (897 amino acids)
Biological process (GO): negative regulation of transcription by RNA polymerase II
Cellular component (GO): NuRD complex
Molecular function (GO): sequence-specific DNA binding
Source: RefSeq, a predicted model, not a curated record